AUGGCUGACGAGCUCACACUUCCCACACUACCAAAAAUCUCUUGGGAUCCCUCGACUUCUUCUUUUGCAAAUCAUCGGACACGAAAACGCGUCCGAAGCAGUCCUCCCAUAUCUAGUGACCCCGCGCUCUUCUCAAGUGAUGACGACCCUUCAGCCGAUAACUACACGCAGGAACGGCGGAAGAGGAAGUUUCGUGGGCCAUGGUAUCAUCAAAUACCGGCUGAGCAUGGCUCGUCCGAGAUGAAUCCACCCACGUCCAAGAGAGGAAAAAGACCGUUCGAACGGCAGUAUGACAGUGGCGUUUUCAUGGGAAGUGACGGCACUGAGAUGGAUGAAGUGAUGGAAGCACUGGAAGAUGUGCAGUUCAAAAGACCAAAACUACCUUCAAAAAUUUCUCGUCCUCCGAUUCAGCUUGAAAAUCUUGUGUCCCCAGCAGAAGAGCUGGCACGUGGUCAAAUAGAGAGAUGUUUGGAGGAUGGUGACGAAAGUAUCGAUUUAUCUUCACGAGGUUUGACGAGUCUCUUAAACGCCACUAUUCGGCCUCUCAGCACCUUCACCUGUAUCCCGCCAGUGACCGAGGGGGUUUUCUCUCAGAUAGAACCGAACUUGAAAGUUUUCUUAGCAGCAAAUUUUCUCACUGCGCUACCUGAAGAGCUUUUUAAACUCGAAACUCUGAGUGUUCUCAGUCUUCGCAGUAACGAUUUCGAAGAGCUUCCACCUAGGAUUGGAAAUCUGAAAAACCUCACAGAAUUAAACAUAUCGCAAAAUCGGCUUCGUUAUCUACCUUUUGAGGUCUUGGAUCUGUUUUCAAUAGAAUCGAAUCUUGAGAAUCUGCAGCUCCAUCCAAAUCCGUUCUUUGAGCCACAAUUUCCAGCCGAGGAAUCGGAACCAGAAGAACCACAGUAUAAAAUAGGUUUGGGAAGCAAAACGAGAACACGUCCUAGGCGCGGAGCGGUUUGUUGUGUGCAGCCAGACCCGGGUCGAAGGUCGUGGCAUCCUCGAUGGAAAGUAACAUACAAGGCUCGGACUCAGAUCAAAUAUCUAGGGCCCGACGGGUUACUCAUUCAGGGUCCCAAGUUCCCUAACAUGCAGGAUAAUACAAACUCACUCAGCUCGCACAAGACCUUAGAGGUAGCCAAUUCCAGCGAACCACAGCAUCCCCCCGAGCCACGGGGAGCCUAUCACUCCCACGCCCCCUCCCUCCUAGAAGUAGCUCUAAACGCGUGUUCCCAAUCCCCACAACUCCCUCACCUCCCAACCCUCCUCCACGACGAAUGUCCCGCCUAUCUCUCCGAACUGCUAGUCAAAGCUGCCGCCAAGAAGGACUCGGGAGGCAGCAAAUGCACCAUCUGCAGUCGAAACUUUAUCGUUCCAAGGGCGGAGUGGAUUGAGUGGUGGGAGAUUGCCAAGAUUCUCGAUCAUAAGACGAUUGCGGGUAUGGCGAGUGCUGCGAGUCCUUUGAGACAGAAGGAGAAUGAGAGGGAUGUGUUGGAGAGUAUGGUGCCUCUUAUUCGACGGAGUUGUAGUUGGCUUUGCGUACCGAAGAUCGAGAAUGUGUUGAAGUCUGAUGAGAUGGAUUUGGAUCAUUGA
Molecule: messenger RNA, 1590 nt
Organism: Glarea lozoyensis ATCC 20868
Lineage: Eukaryota; Fungi; Ascomycota; Leotiomycetes; Helotiales; Helotiaceae
Product: L
Exons: 2
Coding region: 1-1590 (529 amino acids)
Source: RefSeq, a predicted model, not a curated record